Caenorhabditis remanei is the source of this 2175-nucleotide messenger RNA. RefSeq lists its product as uncharacterized. Gene Ontology annotation, cellular component: membrane. Gene Ontology annotation, biological process: sodium ion transmembrane transport. The transcript is spliced from 10 exons. NCBI's taxonomy places the organism in Eukaryota, Metazoa, Nematoda, Chromadorea, Rhabditida, Rhabditidae. The record is from RefSeq and is a predicted model, not a curated record. The coding region runs from base 1 to 2175 and encodes 724 amino acids.
AUGUCGAUUUCCAGCAACGAACAAGAGCAUCGGAAUGGGCGGUCUGCAGUAGGGAACCAUGUGGAUAUGAGUUUGUAUCCCCCGUUUAUCAAACAGCUAGACGCAAAACUACCAGACUACACACGAGAAGGCGAUAUCGAGUAUCCAUUCGAGGAGAUCACUGGAGUUGGCGAUGAGAAUCGGAUAAGAGGAAAUUGGAGUAACAAAUCGGAUUAUCUAUUGGCGGUUAUCGGAUUCACAGCUGGCGUUGGAAGUUUCUGGAAAUUUCCGUUCCUCGUGUUCAAACAUGGCGGUGCCGCAUUCCUCAUCCCCUAUCUCGUCAUGCUUUGUCUCGCCGCCCUCCCCAUGUUUUUCAUGGAAAUGGUAUUGGGACAGUUCUCCUCCUCAGCCGCCAUUAGUGUGUGGAAGGUGGUGCCGUUGUUUAAGGGAAUCGGCUUCGCACAAGUGACAAUUUCUGGAUUUUUUGCUGUUUUCUUCAAUAUUAUCUCCGCAUGGACCUUAUUCUACCUCAUCAAUUCAUUCAGUUUCUCGAUUCCAUGGUCGAAUUGUGCGAAUUCUUGGUCUGGAGAAAACUGCACACUUGGCACCCGAAUCCAAUGUCGGGAAAUGAAUGGAACACUCCUUGUGAAUGGAAGUUGUAUUGUGGAACACGCCGCAUCGAAUGAGACUACAGUAAUCCCGCUGCAUGAUUUGAAUUCGAUUCCAAGUUUGAGAUAUUUUCACACCGACGUCCUAAUGCUCUCAAAAGGUGUCGACGACUUCGGAACACUCAACUGGUACCUGGGUCUCUGUGUUCUUGUCUGUUGGAUCGCCGUCUUUUUGUGUCUAUUCCAAGGAGUGAAAUCGAGUGGAAAAGUCGUCUACAUUUCAGUGAUUUUUCCAUUCAUCAUUCUUACCGUACUCCUCACUCGUCUCCUCACUUUAGAUGGAUCCAUCUCUGCUGUUCUCUACUUUUUAUCCCCCAAAUGGGAGGUUUUGAGCGAUUUACACGUGUGGGGAGAGGCUGCCGUUCAGGCGUUUUAUUCGGUUUCGUGUUGUUCUGGAGGACUUUUCACGAUUGCCAGUUACUCAAAGUUUCAUAAUAAUGUUUAUAAAGACAUCUGCCUUGUCCUCCUCGUCGACGUGUUCGUCUCCCUCAUCGGAUGUCUCCUCACGUUCUCAGCCAUCGGAUUCACGUGUUACGAGUUUGCAAUCGCCCUCGACAAAUUCCAAAUCCGAGACGGCUUCCAUCUCGUCUUCGUGUUUCUCGCCGAAGCGCUGGCUGGCGUGCCCGUGGCGCCUCUCUACGCGGGUCUCUUCUUCAUAAUGAUUCUACUGGUAGUCCACGCGACACAGAUGUUCGUCGUGGAGACAAUUGUGUCGUCACUUUGUGAUGAGUAUCCGGAGAGAUUGAGAAGAAAUCGGAGGCAUGUAUUGACUACUGUAUGCGCACUAUUCAUAUGUCUAUCCAUCCCGUUCUGCUUGUCAUCUGGACUGUAUUGGAUGGAAUUGCUCACUCAAUUUGUGCUCACUUGGCCUCUCGUCGUCAUUGCAUUCUUGGAAUGUAUGGCUAUCAAUUGGAUUUAUGGAGUGGAUAACAUGUUGGACAAUGCCAAGUGGAUUGUGGGACACUGGCCGCCGUGUUAUAUAUUUUGGAAGGUUCUGUUCAAAUUCAUCUGUCCACUGGUCUACUUAUCAAUCCUCUGUUUCCUGUGGCUUGACUGGAAUUCAAUAGAAUACGAAUCAUAUCAAUUCCCCUAUUGGUCAAUUCUCGCCGCGUGGGGCAUUGCCUCAAUCCCCCUCAUUCUCAUCCCAAUCAUCGGAAUCUGGCAGUUUUGUAUAGCAAAGGGAACGAUAACUCAGAAAUGGUGGAGAGUACUGUAUCCGGAUGAUGCGUGGGGACCCGCGUUGGCGAUUCAUCGAGCAGAGAAGUUCCCUCUACAGAUUCCAGAGGCAAGACGGUUGUUGUUGCCGCCAGAGGUGGAGAUCGCAGCGUCGCAGAGGGAUUUACAGGAUGACAUCCCAAUGAAUAGUGGAGUUCUGACCGCCGGCCGCUCAUCAGAAUUCGCUCAGACAACGGACGCCCGAUCGAUCCGAUCUACAGUAGCCGGUGGAGGGGAUCGAGGAGAUGUGAAGAGUAUCGGCGCGACAAUUAACACGAUGAUUCCCAAAUUUGAGAGGGAAACUGCAAUUUGA